GCACUCACUGCCUGCAACAUUCGUCUCCCGCAAGGUGACUCGGAAUAGCUCUUAAUACCGACGCAGAUAUGAUGCGGUACACCUUAUCAUUAUUGCUGGCAAUUGCUGUGAGCUGGGCUCGAGCGCAAGACGCAUUCUUCGAGAAGUACACCUAUGCUAAGACUAUGUCCGAAUGCUUCGGAAAUUCAGCCUACGAGGAAUACUUGCUCAGGAUAGCCAACGCGAAGAGAGAGUGCGGAUACAACCCCGUCAAUUUCUAUGAACCUAGGCCUACCUAUGACGACAGACGGUACCCAAACACUGGACAGACCAAUAGGCCUUUCUUCACUACACCCACUGCACCUCCAAUAAACUUUCAGGGAGGUUACCCUUCUACCUUCUCUUCAUAUACACCCUUCAAAGGAAAUACCCCAGACAUCUCUGGCAAUGGAUUUGCACUGAACUUCCUGAACAAGCCAACAGGAAAACAAACUUUAAGGAGAUUCAGCUAUUCCCAAAGACAGCUCUACGAUUCAGAAGCCAUUCAAAUGGCUCUACGGCAGAUAGGAGACUCCCUCCGCAACUUCACGUGUGUCUUUGGACAACUCCGGCUGAUUGAUCAGAGGCUCAAUAUCGACUACGACACGAUGAUCAAUAAUUACUACAACUCCCAAAUUGAUAAUCAGCUGCGAGAAGACCUUAUCAGUGGCAUCAACUAUUGCAGAGAGCUCGUGAGCUGCAUGCCAGAGGACAAAUCACCAGUGUCCUUCGAACUCCAGCGCCUCAUGGCCUUCGCCAGGUGCGAGAGGAAGACCAGGCUCUCAGCCUGCCUCAGGAGAGACCUCAGAAACAACCUGCAGCACUUCGACGUGUCCGCCCUCCCCGACGACGGCCAGAGGACCUCGGACAUCGAGAAAUUGUUGACCAUCCUCGUGGGGCAGGAGUCUCUAGACCAGCUGGAGUUGUACUGAUUUCUAAGUUGGAUUGGAGCGAGUUAUGUCUCUUUUUUUUCGCAUAUUUUUGUAGAUUUUUAGGAGUGAUUUCAGAUCUCGGUUGGUUUUUUAUUUAUUCAUUUUCUUCACCGAAUUCUUAGUGAAGGUUUCUCUCUUUCAGAGAAUUAAUUUUUUUAUUUUUUACUUAAAUUUUGGCGAAGGAUUCCCGUUCACAGAGUCGUAGAUGUUAUCUUGAAUUAUUUUCUGACCUAUUACUUUUUUUACUUCAAUUUUAGCGAAAUAUUCCCAUUUUUACAAACUUCAUAUAUAUAUAUAUAUCACAUACACCUCAUUUUAGCUCAUUACUUUUACUUUACUUUUACAGAUUCUUGAAUGUUCUUGUAUAAAGAGUUGAGUAUAAUGAGACAUCAGGUUCAACGUGUAUUAAUUUUACUGAUCUCAGUUUAAAUAUAAGGUAUUUUACGACAUUUGCAU
Molecule: messenger RNA, 1406 nt
Organism: Macrobrachium nipponense
Lineage: Eukaryota; Metazoa; Arthropoda; Malacostraca; Decapoda; Palaemonidae
Exons: 7
Coding region: 69-950 (293 amino acids)
Source: RefSeq, a predicted model, not a curated record